CGACGCCGACAACGGCGACGACGACGACGACUACGACAACAAUGAUGACGAGGAUGCCGACGACAUCAACGACGCCGACGACGAGAACGACGAAUCCGAUGACGAUGGAGAAGACGAACGCCCCGUGAUUAUUUUGGAAACGGAAGAUUCCAUUGUAGAAAUAUCGGAAGGAGAAGUGCAAUACGGGGGCGGAACUGUAAAUGUUGCGCAAGAAAAUAGUAGUAGUAAACAGGACGGCACCAACAACGAGCGCAGCGACGACACCGUCGAUCGUUACAUCGGCAGCAGUGCUACUCCCGCCACCCCCGACAGCGCCGCCGAGAGAAGCAACAGCGACGGCAUCACCGCCGAGCGUUACACCGGCAGUGCUACUCCCGCCACACUCGACAGUGCUGCCGAUGACGAGAAAAGAAAACAGAUCGAUAGUAUGUCUAGCGAAGAACGCGAACGUUUUUUGUUGUGGCACGCGGAACAGAUGCGCGAAAACGCAGGUUUUGACUUUCAACGCGAGAUAGUUCGUUAUUGUCGUAACGACGUUGAUAUCUUGCGGCGAGCGUGCAUGGCUUUCCGCAAGAUAUUUCUCGAGCGCGAAAACGUAUGUCCGUUCGAAGAAUGCACGACCAUCGCUUCCACAUGUAUGCGCGUUUCCCGCAAAAACUUUUUACGUGAGGAAGAGAUCGGCGUCAUUCCUUGCGGCGGAUAUUGCCUCGCGGAUACGCAAUCCCGCAAAGCUCUGCAGUGGCUGGUGUGGAAGGAGCGCGAGCUUGGCCGCAUCAUUGUUCACGCGGGUCACGGGCGAGAACAUCGUCUCGCGGAAGUCGGAGGCAUUCCCGUCGACGGGUAUUACGAGACGGCGAACGGUGAGCGUCACGUGUUGCAAUACCACGGCUGCUUUUGGCACGAGUGUCCCGUGUGUUUUAAAACGGAACGCGACAAACGUCUCUGCACGGGGGAACGCGAAGUGUACGACACGAUGAACUUGCGAUACGAGCGUACACUGACAACGUCAUGGCGUCUUCGCAAACGAAGGUACAUCGUGACGGAGAAAUGGGAGUGCGCUUUUGAUCGCGAUACGCGGGAAAAUCGCGAAAUGCGAGCGUUUUUAGACCAACAUCCGAUGCUCGCGGCUGAACCGCUUUUACCGCGUGACGCGUUUUUCUGCGGUCGAACGGGAAACAUCGCAAUUCGGCGCGAAGUUACGGGUAUGGAGAAAAUACGUUACGUAGACGUGUGUUCUCUAUACCUUUACGUGUUGAAAACCGGCGCUUUCCCGAUUGGACAUCCGAAAAUUUUUGUCGGACAAAAAGAGUGCGCCUCGCUUAUCGGAGCGAUGCCCGGUGUCGAUUUUUCCGCGGUCGAGGGGCUUCAGACACAGUGCUCGCACGAAAAUCCGCGCGAUCGUGAAUUCGAAAACGUGUGGGUAUCGUGCGAAUUACGCAAAGCUGUGGAGAAGGGUUAUCUCGUGACUGCACAAAAGGCGAGCGGAUGGCCGAGCGAAUGCGUGGACGACCAAUCUAAAGAACGAUAUCUUCGAGAAUACGAAACAGUCGAGGAUAUCGCUCUAGAUAGAGCAAACAUUGCGCAAAAUCCGGGUUUACGCUCGGUCGCAAAGCUGUGCCUCAAUUCGUUUUGGGGAAAAUUCGGGCAACGAUCGAACUUGCCGAGUACCGAGGUGGUAAAGUUGCAAGAACGUCUCGUAUCGCUAUUGUCAAGCCCCGAGCACGAGGUAACCGAUAUAUUACCUGUGAAUGACGAGGUAAUAUAUGUUUUGUGGCAAAUGCGGGACGAGGCGGUCAUACCCUCUUCGAUUACCAACGUGAUAAUAGCGGCGUACACGACGGCACAGGCGCGAUUGAAACUGUACGAAUAUUUAGAACGUUUAGGCGAGCGUGUUCUUUAUUACAAUACAGAUUCGUGUAUUUAUGUGAGCAGCGGAGAACCCGGCGAAUACGAACCGCGUACGGGAAAUUUCCUGGGCAAUAUGACGGACGAGCUUGAAGGCUACGGCCGUGGUAGUUACAUCGAGUCGUUUGUAUCCGGUGGCCCGAAAUUUCACGCGUACGUAGUUCGUACUCUGGACGGUGGCGCGCGGGAGGUGUGUAAAAUCAAGGGAAUAACUCUAAAUUCCGCAACCUCCCGCAUAAUUAAUUUCAAUAGCGUUAGGGAAUUGUUAAUGAGAAGAGAAAGAAAAGUAGAAAAUGUGUCGAUAAAUCUGCAUUUUAGAGCGAUUUGUCGCACCGCGUUUCACGAAGUUGUGACGCGGGACGAAUCAAAAAUCUGCUCGCCGGUUUUGCUGAAGCGUAGAUUUAUCGACGAGCGACGCUCCGUUCCAUACGGCUACUUAGAAUAA
Pseudomyrmex gracilis is the source of this 2350-nucleotide messenger RNA. RefSeq lists its product as uncharacterized. Gene Ontology annotation, molecular function: nucleotide binding; DNA-directed DNA polymerase activity; DNA binding. The transcript is spliced from 5 exons. Gene Ontology annotation, biological process: DNA replication. NCBI's taxonomy places the organism in Eukaryota, Metazoa, Arthropoda, Insecta, Hymenoptera, Formicidae. The annotation marks the transcript as partial. The record is from RefSeq and is a predicted model, not a curated record.